AUGAGCGACGCUCAGGUAGCUCCCACGCCGACCGCAGCACCGAUGCCCCACACCAUGCCUGGCGACUUCCCCAUGGCGACCGUGGAACCUGUGGGCAUUGCCGCCGGCCUGAGCCACCUCAACGGCCACACAGGUCCCAACGGCACUCCAGACGGUCUCAAUGGCGAGUCCGAGGCCGUUGCCAGCCCAACAGCGAACCGCUCGUCGGCCCGUGGUCUCACCCGCGACGACCUUCAGGCUAUGCGUGAGCAGGAGAUGGCUAGACAGCUGAAAGCCGACAUGGCCCGGCAGGCAAAGCUGGCCAAGUUGGCGGGAUCCGGGGUUGAGCCAGCGACACCAGCAGUCCCCACGACAGCCAGCGCGAAGCGCACCUCGUUUGCCUCUGACAUUGGUCGUGCAUUCGACGACAUUGCCAAGUGGUCGCCAGCACCACCUGUUCCGCCCAUACCCGCCCCUUUCCUCCAGCAGGCAGCGGUCCCCACAUCCCAUGCGGCGCCAACCUCAUCGCUCAAGGUACCCCCCGUCACACCGCAGCAGCAAAAUGGAACCAGCAAGCGCGUCUCCGUCUCUCCCGUACCCAGUCUCAAGUCCGGUGACGUCGAAAUGGCGGCCUUGGACGACGAGACGACCGUCUUCUUCAUCAGCGACGACAUGAAGUUGCCUCAUGAGAUUGAGCGGGAGCCAAAAGAGGACAAGGUCGAGCAAACGCUGCACAAGCGCGACGAAGAGCCACAGCACACAGACGAGGUUGUGGUCAUUCCCUCGGCUGAGGUUGCUCACCAAGGGGUUCCCCCCGUUGAGGAUGCACAGCCCGUAGCCAUCGAGGAUGCCCCGGCUGUUGUCAAAACUACUCCUCCGACGGCACCACUCGAGCUUACGGCCAGCCCCAGUAGCACGACCUCGACGCAGAGUCCCAAGAAGAACAGAAAGUUUGUGAUCGACGGCAAGUCGGGUCCGUUUGCGAACCGCGGCGUCUCGUGGGGGUCUCAGCAGCACGCUGCGGCUGCUGUGGCGGCGAGCGAGCCGGACAAAUCGAUUCCUAGUGCUGUCUCGGCAAGCCCGGCUCACGAUUCGACGGUCGUGCACGAUGGACACGACGGGCAUGUGGGCCUCGCGGCCGCUGGAGCCGGUGUGGUUGGAAUUGGGGCAGCUGUAGCUGCAGCCACACACACUAGAGGCGACGAGCCAGAGGCUACUGGCACAGUUCCAGACGUCACUGUUGGCGACGUCGAGAAGCCUUCAACCGCCCGCUACACCAUCGGAGCGUUUGAUACGGCAGCCUCGAGCACCUUUGACGACACACCCCGCAAUUCGGUCCCUCCCGUCCCUGUUCCUCCGUCGACCACCGUCGCGAUGGCAUCCGAGAACGGGCACGUCGACGCCGACUCGGCGUCGGCGUCGGCGACGGCCACCCCAUCGACCUUUGGCCCUGGGCCGCCUGCCCUCACCGAGCUCCAAGUUGCGUCGGACACGAGGCGUGGCGCGGACCGUGCCGCGUCCAGCUGCUCCAUCACUGCCAUCCAUGGAGGCAGCGAGGGCAACCCCAACCACCGUUCUCCCGUGGCCACCACGUCCCCGAAGGCGAUGGAGCCAGGCCUCACGCCCAGCGACUCGACCGAGACCUUUGAAGCACCAGGGUCGCCCCUCAGCGUGCCACCCACUCCCCUCUCGGCUACCAUGAUGCCUGUCGGUCCUAGCGACACCAAGCACGGUCUCGACCCCGCCGCGUCAAUGGCGAGUCUCGUCGCCAUUCGGGCGGGUAGGGAGGGAGUCCGUAACUCUGCCAUUGGAGGCGAGGCAGUGGCUGUGGGUUCGCCCGUGAAUGUAGGAUCGCCCCUCGCCAAGUCUCCCGCUGCUGUGGAUGACCUCGUUUACAGCGAGCAAGGCCACGACAGCGAGCAUGGCGACAGUGCCAGUUUCCGCGAGCCGGCGACCAUCGAGAACGCCACUGUCGGUACUGCCGCUGCGGCCACUAUUGCGUCAAAUGCUUCUGAGAGCUCGGUCAGGUCGACUGGGUCGCACUCGCAUGCAGAGCGUAGGGUCUCGCCUUCCGCCGGCAAUGUUCCAGUGGACACUUCUGGCACUGAGGCGGUUGGUGUCAGCGAUGUUACGGAGCGGAGAGACGUCGCGCCCACUCGGGCCGUGGUGACGGCCACGAACGUCCCCGUACCGCCCGGCGACCACACCCUUGCAGUGGGCCACAUCUCAAACCUCGGCCAGCCCCACACCUCUCGCGAGCCUGGCACCUACCCCGAGCCCCAGUACCACGGACCGGCCGUUCACGAGGACAAGUUCCGCGCUGCUGCUGCCGCCGCCGCCGCCACUGCGGCUGCUGCCACUGCGGCAGUCGCAGGUGCGAGUCUCGCCAAAGACCAUGGCGAACCGCCAGAGACGCCGGCCAAGCACCCAGACCACAACCUUGUCCGCGACGAGAAAGGUGCGGUUGUCGAAACGCUGUCGCCAACCGCGCCGAGCGGUGAGAUGCCCGACGAGGCAGCUGCGUCACCGGCUACUCCCCAACUGGAUAGGAACAAGGACCAACCGCCCUUACCUAAACCCAGCCCCAAGCGCGUCCCCGUGCCCUCGCUCCUCUCCGAGGCCGACAAGGCCGAGGAAGUCGCUGCCAACUCGACGCGCAACUCGACACGCACGGCGACGCCAACGAACGCAUCGCCAAAGGGCAACACCACGAGCCUCUCGGGACUCACCCCGACGCCGGCGUCGCCGAGUCAAUCCCCUCCUCUCGCCCGGGCCGCGUCGUCCGGCAUCGCGGGCGCUGGUGCGGGGCUGGCGGCCGCCGGCGCGGGCGUGUUUGCCGGCGCCAAGCUGUCGUCCAAGAAAUCAAUGGACAAGUUCAAGGCGUCCAAGCCCGUGGAGAGGGUCAGCCGCGGCUCGAUUGACGCGAGCACCAAGCUGCGCGCCUCGAUCGACAAGUUCAGCCACCCCACGGCCGACCCCAGCGCGCACCUGCGCGAGGGCAUGGACCGCCUCAGCCGCGGGUCCAUCGAUGCUGGCAACAUUGCGCAUUUCGCGUCGUUUGGUCGCUCACGCGGGUCGGCGGACCAUACCGGCCAGGCUCACCCAGGUAGCCCGGCUCACGCUCACGCGCACCCACAGCCGCUGGAGGUUGACGCCGACACGCUCGCGCACGCCGGCGACAGUGACCGGCGCAAGCACAGCCGGUCCGGGUCCAUCUCGUUCCUCACCGACUCGACUGCGCGGGUUGGCCGCCACGCCCGGUCCGGCAGCGAGCAGCUGAUUGCCCGGGGUAAGACAAUGUACGCCGCGACCACCUCGUCGGGGAUGCCUGGACGGGGAGCGGGCAAGGAGACGCUCGCAGAGGGCACCAAGGAGGAUGGUGAUCGCCACUCGAGGACGCUGAGCACCAGCGGCGUGGGUUCGUCGUCGUCUGGGGCAAAAUCGCCUUCUUCUGGCCCACCGUCUGCUAGCGACCGGAACGGCCCGACGCAUUCACGCCAGGCAAGCUCGAGCUCCAGUGCGCGUCAACGCCGUAUGGGUAUUCUGAACAAGCUCAAGGGAGAGGUGAAGAUUAUCAGUGGCAAGAUCUCAAAGAAGAGCACUUAG
Apiotrichum porosum is the source of this 3585-nucleotide messenger RNA. RefSeq lists its product as uncharacterized. The record is from RefSeq and is a predicted model, not a curated record. Bases 1 to 3585 code for a protein of 1194 amino acids. The transcript is spliced from 3 exons. Lineage: Eukaryota; Fungi; Basidiomycota; Tremellomycetes; Trichosporonales; Trichosporonaceae.